This is a messenger RNA of Kwoniella shivajii, 1401 nucleotides long. Its product is annotated as RuvB-like helicase 2. Gene Ontology annotation, cellular component: Ino80 complex; R2TP complex; NuA4 histone acetyltransferase complex. Gene Ontology annotation, biological process: regulation of transcription by RNA polymerase II; chromatin remodeling; box C/D snoRNP assembly. Gene Ontology annotation, molecular function: DNA helicase activity; ATP binding; ATP hydrolysis activity. Bases 1 to 1401 code for a protein of 466 amino acids. The transcript has 8 exons. The record is from RefSeq and is a predicted model, not a curated record. NCBI's taxonomy places the organism in Eukaryota, Fungi, Basidiomycota, Tremellomycetes, Tremellales, Cryptococcaceae.
AUGUCACAGGCCGCCAAUAUAUCCCUUCAAUCUUCCUCCGUCCGAGAUGUCACCAAGAUGGAACGUAUUGGUGCCCACUCUCAUAUUCAUGGUCUGGGCCUCGACUCCAACCUCGAGCCCCGAGCGAACUCACAAGGAAUGAUAGGUCAAGGUAAAGCAAGAAAAGCUGCUGGUGUCAUAUUGAAAAUGGUGCAAGAAGGUAGAAUAGCAGGUAGAGCUAUAUUAAUGGCUGGUCCUCCAAGUACAGGAAAGACUGCUCUAGCAAUGGGUAUGACUCAAACUUUAGGAUCAGAUGUACCAUUUGUCAUGUUGACUGCAUCUGAAGUAUUUUCAUUGGAGAUGUCAAAAACUGAAUCAUUGACUCAAGCUUUCCGACGUGCGAUUGGAGUGAGAAUAAAGGAAGAGACUGAAUUGAUUGAAGGUGAAGUAGUGGAAAUCCAAGUUGACAGAAGUGUUACCGGGGCAACGAAGACAGGUCGAUUGACACUGAAAACGACGGAUAUGGAGACUGUAUAUGAUUUAGGAUCUAAAAUGAUUGAUCAAUUGCAGAAAGAGAAGGUUUUGGCGGGCGAUGUUGUCAGUAUAGACAAGGCUUCAGGAAGAAUAUCGAAACUGGGUAGAAGUUUCGGUAGAGCAAAAGAUUACGAUGCCAUGGGAGCAGACACUCGAUUCGUCGCAUGUCCAGACGGCGAACUUCAAAAUAGAAAGGAAGUCGUUCACACCGUAUCUUUACAUGAGAUUGACGUUAUCAACUCUCGUACACAGGGUUUCUUAGCUUUGUUUGCUGGUGAUACUGGAGAGAUCAAGCCUGAGUUAAGAGAUCAGAUCAACACCAAAGUAGCGGAAUGGAGGGAAGAGGGUAAAGCCGAAAUUGUUCCAGGUGUCUUAUUCAUAGAUGAAGUGCACAUGCUAGAUAUAGAAUGUUUCUCUUUCUUAAAUAGAGCAAUGGAGAACGAGUUAGCACCUUUAGUAGUCAUGGCAUCAAAUAGGGGUAUAACAAGGAUAAGAGGUACAAAAUACAAAUCACCUCAUGGUAUUCCGGUAGAUUUAUUGGACAGAAUGUUGAUCAUCUCAACAAAGAAAUAUGACGAAGAUGAGAUCAGAGAGAUUGUUAAGAUAAGAGCUGAAGAAGAAGAUGUAAAACUCUCCAUUGAAUCUUUGGAUCUUCUAGCUACAAUGGGUAUUCAGACUUCAUUACGUUAUUCGCUCAAUUUGAUCGCUCCUUCUCACCUUAUAGCGCAAAGAAGAAAAUCACCUCAAGUGGAUGUAGAAGAUGUUAGAUUAGCAUACAAGUAUUUCUGUGACGUUGAAAGAUCUGCUCAGUACGCAAAGGAAACCACUGGAAUGAUGUUCGGUGAAACUGAAGAAAUCGGUUCGAAUGGAAUGCAAGUUGAUCAAUAG